Molecule: messenger RNA, 1089 nt
Organism: Brassica napus (rape)
Lineage: Eukaryota; Viridiplantae; Streptophyta; Magnoliopsida; Brassicales; Brassicaceae
Exons: 3
Coding region: 1-1089 (362 amino acids)
Source: RefSeq, a predicted model, not a curated record
AUGAAGAGCAUAGUCAGAGGGGCUAUGAGAAUUCCCGUGGUAGAAGAAGAGGACGGAACGAUAGAGGUAGAGGUCGAGCCUGGUCACUAUGCAACUGUUUGUCCUGAGAAAACAGAGAAGAAUCAAGAAACCAACCUAAACGAGACAGAAGAGGCUGAUGCACUCUAUGUACACGAGGUGGUGUUUUUGAACGAAGAUAAGGUGAUUCCAAAGAAUCUUGAUAUCGACAAAGGUAAUGCAGGUGUCUGUUUGGUGAUGGAUCGUGCGUCGACAUUUGUGUGCAAGACUGGAGAGAAGGGUGUGGUUACCUUUGUGUGCAAGACUGGAGAGAAGGGUGUGCUUACCUUUGUGUGCAAGACUGGAGAGAAGAAGACACUCAAAGACAUAGACUACAUACCCGACCUGAAGCACAAUAUAUUGUGUCUUGGGCAAGCAACAAAAAACGGAUGUGAGGUUAACAUGAAAGAUGUCUACUUAACGCUCAUAGAUUCACAUGGAAGGUUACUAGUUCGUGUGACAAGAUCUCCAAACCAUCUCUACAAGACCCCUAUGGAGAUAAGCUACCCGGAGUGUUUACAUGUCAGGGACAAAGAUGCUACAUGGAGGUGGCAUGCUCGACUAGGAUAUAUAAGCUAUGGAGUGAUGAACAACAUUGUAAGAAAGGAGAUGGUCGUAGGAAUAUCGUGCGUAACACACGAAGAAGGCGUGUGUGACGCAUGUCUAGCAGAGAAGCAUAUUAUACACUCGUUCUCGAGUGUAACACACGGAGAAGCCGUGUGUGACACAUGUCUCUCAUUCCCGAGUGUAACACACAGAGAAGCCGUGUGUGACACAUGUCUCGCAGGGAAGCAAAUCAGACACUCAUUCCCGACUAAGGCCAUGGUUCGUACAUCAAAGCCAUUGGGAUUAUUGAUUGGAGAUUUGUGUGGACGAAUCGCACCACCAACGCCAACAGAUAAUCGUGAGGCAUUCUAUAGGUUCAAAAGAUUUCACACCAAUAGAAGAGGCGAUUUUGCCCCAACUAAGUUCAAUCUAGGUUGCACAGAUAGAGGAGGAGAGGUUGCCUCAGCUAAGUUCAAUCUAGGAUGA